AUGCCUUCCAAGUACCUCUCGAAACUGCAAGGUCAAUCUGUCGUGGUUGUUGGCGGCUCGACGGGAAUAGGGUACGGGAUCGCCGAGGGCUGUCUAGAGUUCGGAGCCAAGGUCGUCAUCGCCUCGCGCUCCGCCGACAAAGUGGCCUCAGCCGUGAAGAGCCUCAAGGCCUCGUACCCGGAGCACGCGGCCAAUGUCCGCGGACAGACGGUGAACCUGAACACGGCCGAGACGGACGUCGAGAAAGAGCUCGUCGCCCUCUUCGACUUCGCCACAGACAAUGGCACCACGAAGGUCGACCAUGUGGUGGAAACCGCGGGCGAUCUCUCGCUGGCAGGAAAACUGGGCCUCGACACCGUCACCCUCGAAUUGUUGCGGCAGGCAGGUGCUGUGCGUUCGCUCGGCGUCAUCCUGCUCGCCAAGGUCGCCACCAAGUACUUAAACAAGGCCUCGACGAGCUCCUUCACCAUGACCAGCGGCGCCCUCUUGUACAAGCCGCGCGCGGGGCUCGGCGCAUUCCUGGGCGCGGGUGGGAACAAAGAAGCCCUCACGCGCGGAUUGGCGUUGGACAUCGCGCCCGUCCGCGUCAAUCUCGUGAGUCCUGGCGCGAUCGAGACCGAUCUGUUGUAUUCCAGCCUCCCCGCCGGCACGAACAGGGAUGCCGUCAGGGAGUUGUACAGCAAGAACAGUCUGCUGGGGAAGGUCGGCAGUGUCGAGGAUGUGGUCGAGAGGUAUUUGAGCAUCAUGAAGAACACCUUCCAGACCGGAACGGUGGUGCAGUCAGAAGGCGGGUACCUUCUCCGCUAG
This is a messenger RNA of Fonsecaea erecta, 807 nucleotides long. RefSeq lists its product as hypothetical. The transcript has a single exon. NCBI's taxonomy places the organism in Eukaryota, Fungi, Ascomycota, Eurotiomycetes, Chaetothyriales, Herpotrichiellaceae. Gene Ontology annotation, molecular function: oxidoreductase activity. The coding region runs from base 1 to 807 and encodes 268 amino acids. The record is from RefSeq and is a predicted model, not a curated record.